UUGCAGGCUAGUUUUCAAUCUAAGCAAGUUGAAAUUGAUGGUGCUCAUAUCACGUUGAACAUCUGGGAUACGGCUGGACAAGAGAAAUAUCAUGCGCUCGGUCCUAUCUAUUAUCGGUUGUUUGGGCUCGAAAGUUUUGUAUAUCAAUCAGCAGUUUUAAGCGGUAGUCAAGGAGCUCUUCUCAUCUUUGACAUGACCGAUCAGCGAUCUUUUGACAGAGCCAAAGUUUGGUUGAAGGAGUUACAGCGAGCAUUAGGAGACUCUGUCGUGUUGAUGAUUGUCGGCAACAAACUUGAUCUGGCUAGAAAUAGGACUGUAACGCUUGAAGAGGCUCAGGAGUAUGCUUCUUCCAUGGGUGCUAUGUAUGAGGAAACUUCGGCAAAGGAAGAUAUUGGAAUUGAGGAGACGUUUGUGAGAUUGUGUAAAGCCAUGAUCGCUGUAGCCAAAGAUACUUCAAAAAGUCGUUCCAUUGAUAAUCCAAGGGGCCGCAGAAUUGAAUUAGUCGACGAUGAACCCAGCCAUAGUAGGGGACGGUGUUGCAAGUGA
Molecule: messenger RNA, 546 nt
Organism: Strongylus vulgaris
Lineage: Eukaryota; Metazoa; Nematoda; Chromadorea; Rhabditida; Strongylidae
Source: the annotation of a GenBank genome assembly